CAGGAGGGCGAGCACUGACACAUUUCGCUGCAUCGCUACGCCGCAGUGAAGGCUGGCUGCGUCACGUGUUUCGCGUUCUCGGCUAACCCUGUGCCCUUGCGACGACCCCAGAGUGGGUGGCAUGGCCAAGUCGCCGCGAUUCUUCUCCGCACUUGCUUAGCCAUUCGACAGAGCCGCCAACAUGCCCGUCCCCGUUGGAGCUAUGCCCCGAGGCCAGCAUGGGCCCUCGACUCUUGACAAGCUGAAGAUGGGAGGCAUGAUGGGAGGAUCCGUCGGUCUCAUCAUCGGCUUCAUCUUUGGAUUCACAAACAUUGUUCGUUUUGGUCCUGGGCCAAACGGCAUGCUGCGAACCCUAGGCCAGUACAUGAUGGGCUCUGCAGCAACAUUCGGUUUCUUCAUGGCCAUUGGCACCACAAUCCGCACAGACAGCUCGCCCAUGGCCGCCGAGGCCUUCAGCAGGAUGAGUGCGCGACCCACAAUCCUGCCGCGAUUGUACCAAUACCCACGCGCGGCCCGCGACGAGAAGAAAUAA
Molecule: messenger RNA, 532 nt
Organism: Dothidotthia symphoricarpi CBS 119687
Lineage: Eukaryota; Fungi; Ascomycota; Dothideomycetes; Pleosporales; Dothidotthiaceae
Exons: 4
Coding region: 182-532 (116 amino acids)
Biological process (GO): protein insertion into mitochondrial inner membrane; protein import into mitochondrial matrix
Cellular component (GO): TIM23 mitochondrial import inner membrane translocase complex
Source: RefSeq, a predicted model, not a curated record